Eutrema salsugineum is the source of this 1903-nucleotide messenger RNA. Its product is annotated as mitochondrial import inner membrane translocase subunit TIM44-2. Gene Ontology annotation, molecular function: protein-folding chaperone binding. Gene Ontology annotation, biological process: protein import into mitochondrial matrix. The coding region runs from base 176 to 1579 and encodes 467 amino acids. The record is from RefSeq and is a predicted model, not a curated record. NCBI's taxonomy places the organism in Eukaryota, Viridiplantae, Streptophyta, Magnoliopsida, Brassicales, Brassicaceae. The transcript has 15 exons. Gene Ontology annotation, cellular component: mitochondrial inner membrane.
AAGUCUGUAAGAUGGUAUCGGCAGGCAGAAACCCCAGGAGGUUUACCGAAAGCGGUCUCUAGGGCUUAACUGUUUAAGGCAACGCUCGAAAUCUCAUCCUUUCUUCUGCGGCUAAUCCAGUGCCGCCUGUAGGGUUUUUGGUCCGGUCGAUUUCACUACGAGGAUUGUUCUUCUAAUGGCGAGUAGAAAGCUGAUUCGAGAUUUACUUAUCACAAAGCAGCCUCUUUUCCUGCAAUUGACGCACCAACGGAGAGUGGGCGCAAGGCUAGGGUUUCUACCGACCAAUGGGUAUGCGCUUCAUCGCCGGUUCAGCGUUUUCAGCGAGUUCUCGAAGAAAAUUAGAGGGGAAGCUGAAAGCAAUCCUGAGUUCCAACGAACUGUGAAGGAGCUCAAGGAAAAGACAGAAGAGUUGAAAGGUGUAAAAGAGGACCUGAAAGUUAGAACAAAAGAAAAGACUGAGCAGCUGUACAAGCAAGUUGAUGGGGUCUGGACUGAGGCUGAAUCUGUGGCAAAAAAGGUUUCUUCAAGUGUGAAAGACAAGUUCUCAGCAGCCACAGAAGAGGUCAAGGAGUCAUUCAAGCUCGGUAAGGAGAAGAAUAAGGAGGAGAAUGCAGAGUCAGCAAGUUCAUCGGGCACAGGAGCCUCUGGAGGAGAAAACCAGCAGAAGCAGCAGCAGCAAUCAAGCACUACUGAGGACCAACAGACAUUAUUUGGAAAAUUCAAGUCAAGCAUUUCUUCACCCCUUGACUUAGCGAAGAAAGGAAUUGACAUUGUGAAGGAUGAAUUGCGAGGAAACUCGUCUAAGAAGAAGCACCUGGAAUACACGCCUCCCCCGCCAUUUACAGGCGAGAGAAGUACAAGAACGGAUAUGGUGGUCAUGCCAACAAAACAGUCCAAGUGGCAAAAAAAAUGGGAAUCCUUUAGAGAACAGAUGCAAGCUUAUCCUGUAUUUAAACGUCUAAGCGGGAUCAGUGAGCCUGUUGUCAACAAGAGCCAAGAGAUUGCAGAAGAUGUGAGGGAAAGAUGGGAAACCAGUGACAGCCCGAUUGUUCACAAAAUUCAGGACAUGAAUGAGGCACUCUUUCAGGAAACAGAUUCUGCAUCAACUUACAAAGAGAUACGCCGCCGAGAUCCAUCGUUCUCCUUGCCAGACUUUGCUGCAGAAGUACAGGAAGCCAUCAGACCAGUCUUGAAUGCAUACAGCAAGGGAGAUGCUGAGACCUUGAAGAAGUAUUGCAGUAAGGAAGUGAUUGAACGGUGCAUGGCAGAGCGUGCAGCUUUCCAAAGUAACGGUUUUUUUUUCGAUCACAAGCUUCUGCAUAUAUCGGAAGUCGAAGUUCAAGAGACAAAGAUGAUGGGAACUACACCAAUAAUCGUCGUCAGGUUCCAAACGCAACAAAUCUACUGUGUUCGCGAUAAGAAUGGCAAAAUUAAAGAAGGAAGCCAGGACACGAUACACACGGUGUACUACUUGUGGGCAAUGCAACAAGUGGAGCCAGAAGAGUUAGGGGAAGAAGCUAUUUAUCCCAUAUGGAGGCUCAGAGAGAUUAUGCAAGUUGGUGUUCAAGCUCUCAUUUAAAUCUUUUGCCUUUUUAACCUUAAGCUAAGCCUCUUUCUCUCUCGCUGCAAUGCCCCAUUAUAUACUCAAAUCCUGUUCACUCUUUUCCCUCCAUUUCGGGAAGAAGUGGGUUCCCAUGUUUCCGGGGGAUAAGUUUUGACAAAUAUUUGAUUAGUUCCCAUGUCUUUUUAUAAGGCUCUUUUUUCUGUGUCCGAGCUAGGCUAAAACUCUUUGGUAAGAAGAAAAUAAGUAAUAAUUAUGUUUGUUAAUCAAUUUGUUGUUACGGUAAUGAAUAAGAAAAGAAAAAAACUCUAUUUAUCAAUAAUUUGGGAAUCUUUUAUCCCA